Messenger RNA from Drosophila yakuba, 1148 nucleotides. It is a transcript of the gene Der-1, whose product is annotated as derlin-1. The record is from RefSeq and is a predicted model, not a curated record. Gene Ontology annotation, molecular function: ubiquitin-specific protease binding; misfolded protein binding. The transcript has 4 exons. Gene Ontology annotation, biological process: endoplasmic reticulum unfolded protein response. The coding region runs from base 122 to 859 and encodes 245 amino acids. Lineage: Eukaryota; Metazoa; Arthropoda; Insecta; Diptera; Drosophilidae. Gene Ontology annotation, cellular component: endoplasmic reticulum membrane; Hrd1p ubiquitin ligase ERAD-L complex.
GAGCAGCCGCCCAGUGCCAUCUCCAAAAAGACACGUAAAGCAACAAAAAUAGAGAAAAUCACUCCGCACAAAAGUAGCAAAUUAAUGAAUUAAACCAAACCACACACAAGGAGCACACACUAUGGACGCUGGCGUGUGGUACCGCUCGCUGCCCCGCUUCACCCGGUACUGGCUGACGGCCACCGUGGUGCUGAGCAUGCUCUGUCGCUUCGAUGUGCUACCCCUUCAUUGGCUUCAUCUGGACCGGUCGGCUGUUUUCGGCAAGCUGCAGCUCUGGCGCUGCGUGACGUCACUGUUCGUCUUUCCCAUAUCGUCGAACACGGCCUUCCACUUCCUCAUCAACUGCUUCUUCAUCGUGCAGUACAGCUCCAAACUGGAGAAGGAUCAGUACGGCCGGAGUCCGGCUGAUUACCUGUACCUGUUGAUCGUCUCGGCGGUGCUGGCCAACAUCGGAGGCAUGAUCUUCAACGUGUACUUCCUCAUGGACAUGCUCGUGCUGGCCAUCACCUACAUCUGGUGCCAGCUGAACAAGGACGUCACUGUGAGCUUCUGGUUCGGCACCAGGUUCAAGGCCAUGUACCUGCCCUGGGUGCUGGCCGCCUUCGAGUUCAUUUUCCACUUCUCCCUCGCCUCGCUGGUGGGCAUAUUCGUGGGCCAUGUCUACUACUUCUUCAAGUUCCAAUACUCCCAGGAUCUGGGCGGCACUGCCCUGCUGGAAACCCCUCAGUUCUUGAAGCGCCUGGUGCCGGACAUUUCCGGUGGAUUCGGCGGCUUCGGACUCCCGCCGGAGAGCAGAGCACCACCUAGGCAGGCUCCCGAAAGUCCCUGGGGCCGGGGCAUGACCUUGGGCCGCAACUGAGCUCCAAGCUGAUUCUCGAAACACUAGACUAAUUCCCUUUUUUACGGUUUGGUUUCCUCUAUUUCUCAACCAAGCUCUUUACAAAGCUCAUACUUUUUAACUAUUUUUCAAUCACCACACGAUUUGAUUCUCUGGCGACAGCAAUAAGUUAACAUGUUAAGUGGCAGGAUUGCAGUGUGCAUUGAUGAAAUUAUAUUAAUAUAUGUUUGUACAUAUACAAUCAUUAAACAAGACAAAAGUGUCCGGCGAUGUGAUGCAUUUCAAUAGAUAUAGAUUUGGUGAAACGAAA